AUGAUUGCCAUUGAAUUGCUUUCCUUUGAAUUAAAGGCGGUUUCCCAAUCUGUCCAGACUUGGAGACUUCACUUCCUCUUUCUCUACACACCUGCUGAGUUUGUGGUUUAUCCUGAGAGGCAUUCACCAGUUAAGAAGAAGAUUACUAUGGAAGAUGCAGAGGGUUACAUGGUAGUAGAACCUUCCAGACAUACCUACAUGGACGCUUUAUCCAAGAAGAUGGAAGGUCCUUCGAAAUGCUGCCAAAUCACACUCUGGAUCAUACUGGGAGUUAGCAUUGCUUUGAAUGUGGCCCUAAUUGUUCUUCUGAUAGUAUUUCAGACAAAAAGUGUUUUGAACCCAUCGACUUCAACCAAUUUAUGCAAUUUGAUCCCAGGUAGCGCAACAGAUUCCGUGACCUUUGACCCAGAAACUGCUCAUCGCCGCCUUGUCAUUUCCAGGGAUCAGAAAACUGCGACAUGGGGAAAGGAAGAACAACCAGUUCCCUAUAGCGAUAAAAGAUUUAACACACGGGUGUGGGUUCUGGGCAAGAAUGCGUUUCAGUCAGGAAAACACUGUUGGGAGGUAGAAAUAAAACACAAUGGGGAAUGGGCUGUGGGAGUUGCCAGGGGGUCAGUGCAGAGAAAAGGAUUGACUGCUUUUAGCCCCAAAGAAGGUAUCUGGGCCAUUGGAGCAUAUGAGGGGACAACAAAUUACAUAGCUUUUACUGAACCACAACACACCAGACUUACUUUUGGAAAGAAGCCCCGGAGGAUUCGUGUGUUUGUGGAUUACAUCUAUCAACAGGUGGAAUUUUUCAACGUAGAAACGAAGGCUACCAUGUUCUUCUUCCCAAACGCAUCCUUCUCGGGAGAAAGAAUCUACCCCUGGUUCCGGGUUUGGGAUGGAACUGAGCUGACCCUUCAUCCCUAAUGCCCAGCCCUUCAUGGAAAAGGGAGCUCCUUCUCGAGCAACUCUGCUGGCUGGGCACGGUGGGAGAGCUGUGUGGUCUCACACAUUUGGAAGGUGGCCCUGUAGGAUGCACUACUUGGGAUUGUGAACACAAUCAGGGCUCUUCCAGAAAUGCUUACUUCACAACCACCCCUACAUUGCACUCUAGCCUCCUUUCACCUACCUAAUACCUUUAGGAAAUUUUAGGAAUUGUAGAUAUGUCACCCGUUUGGGGAAGCCUAGCCUAGACUGUGUAAAAAGUUGCAACCUAGUUAAUUCUGGGCAGCCAUAAGAGUAAGAGGUGCAGAUAUCUCUCCAGAUAGGAGUAAGCUUUUGUAAUUUCAAAGUAUGAGUCUUUCCAACAGAGGUCCAUUGUAUUCCCCAGUAUUCCAUGCUACAGGACCAUCUUAACAGCAUUAUGGCAGAGGUGGUAUACAACAGGUUCUUAUCAGUUCUGGAGAAUCGGUAGUGGAAAUUUUGAGUAAUUCGGAGAACCGGUAAAUACCACC
Thamnophis elegans (Western terrestrial garter snake) is the source of this 1439-nucleotide messenger RNA. Its product is annotated as E3 ubiquitin-protein ligase TRIM7-like. The transcript has 5 exons. The coding region runs from base 1 to 912 and encodes 303 amino acids. The record is from RefSeq and is a predicted model, not a curated record. NCBI's taxonomy places the organism in Eukaryota, Metazoa, Chordata, Lepidosauria, Squamata, Natricidae. Gene Ontology annotation, molecular function: protein binding.